Molecule: messenger RNA, 2638 nt
Organism: Mizuhopecten yessoensis (Yesso scallop)
Lineage: Eukaryota; Metazoa; Mollusca; Bivalvia; Pectinida; Pectinidae
Product: leucine-rich repeat-containing protein 59-like
Exons: 7
Coding region: 51-1100 (349 amino acids)
Molecular function (GO): protein binding
Source: RefSeq, a predicted model, not a curated record
ACUGACACGUACUUCCGGUGUCAUAAUCCUCAGAAACAGUACUAUCCAGAAUGCCGAAAGAAAACAACUUGCGUGAUAAAUUGGAGGGAAAUGAGCUGGACCUCAGUUUGAACAAUUUAAGUGUUGUUCCAGUGAAGGAACUGGCAGCCUUACCGAAAGCCACUCGAUUGGACUUGUCUUGUAAUGCCAUAACAAUCCUUCCAGAUGCAUUCUGUAGCCUUUCACACCUGGUAAAGAUUGACUUGAGUAAAAACCAGCUUGGGGAACUGCCUCACCAGUUUGGUCUGCUACAGAAUCUUCAGCACUUAGAUCUCCUUGGCAACCAGCUUUCUAUCCUCCCUAUAAGCUUCUUCCAGCUACGUAAACUCAAAUGGCUGGAUCUCAAGGACAAUCCGCUAAAGGAGGAUCUCAAGAAAGUUGCUGGUGACUGUCUGGAUGAAGCACAAUGUAAAAAAUGUGCUCAAAGGGUCUUGGACUACAUGAAAGGCAUCAAUUCUGCAGUGGAGAGGGAGAAACAGAGAAAACUUACCCUCCAACGAGAGAAAGAUGCAGCCGAGAAAGCAUUGGAGGAAGAGGAGAUGCAGUUAAAACGAGACAAACGUAAACAAGCAAAGGCAGAACGUCAACGACAGCAACAGGAACAACGACAGCAGAUGAACCACCAACAGCAGGAGGCACACAGAUUUGAGGAAGAAGAGGAAGAAGUUGAAGAAGUUGAAAUGAAUGGAACACAGCAGCAAAGACAGUCUCAUAAAAAAGGCGGUGGAUGCUGCUCGUGGUUUUUGUGGAUGGCACUGUUCGCUAUGAUCACAGCUCUGUUGGUCGGCGCCGUUAAUAUUUACCAGAAGGAAAUUGAAGCUAACCCACUCUACAGCGAACAUGUAAAACCUGCAUGGGACAAGUAUGGAAGCCCCUAUUGGAGCACAUAUGUCAUACCACCUUGGAAUAUGUAUGGAGACCCAACAUGGCAAAAAGUGAAAUCAUUUUGUAAGGAAACGACCGAAGACAUAAAAGAUUUCAUAGAUGGGAAAUUAAAAUCAAGAGAUAUAAAGAAGAAAAAGUUGAAAUCAAAGAAAUUUAAAGGUAGAAAUGAUAGCUGAAAACUAGUUUUUGAAAAUGUGAAUUAAAUGUCAUCAAGGUAUUUUAGAAAUACUCACAGAUCUAGACAUAUUGAGUUUCACGAAUGGAAUUACAAUUUAAGGUAAUAAGCCCAUACCUGAUUAUAAGUUUGUCCAUACAUUUUGCAGUUCAAUAGAAAUGUCCACAAAUUCUAUUUUAUUGUCCUGUAAUAAGCCCACCCCUUACUCUUAAUAAGAAGUUUUGUGAUGGCCCUGGACUUAUUGCAGUAUUAAUACUAUAGAUAUCAGUUGUAAAAUAAAUGAAAAUAAUUUCAGACCAAUUUAAGAUAUUAAGGAUUUUUUAUUUCUCUCAACAAAAAAAUCAGUAUUUUAAUAAUUAAUAUGAACUACUUGUUCUACAGUGAUCCUAUCAAUUCUUUUUGUCAAGUUCGUGCUUUGGGGUAAAGGUUCAUGCUUAAGGUUAGUAACUCGGGUAAAAUUUCAUAUUCAGGUUAAGAUUUGAAGUCUAAGCCUGUUAUUCAUUUAUUGAACUGAAAUUGCCUGUAGACACUGUUAAUUGAAACUAUUGACAGUUAUAAACAUUUUUUUUUAAAUUAUAGAUGAAGGCUUGAUUCCAUUCAAGAUUAAAAAAGAUAGAAAUAUAAAUGGCGAUCUUCCAUUUUCAUUCUUCAAUGUUAAUAUAUAUUUUUUAUUUUUUUUAUAUAUAUAUUUGAUUUUAAUAGGUGCAAAUUUCUGCUUUAAUACUGCUGAAUCAAAAAUUUUAGAAAGCCACUGCUGUAUAAAAAUUGAGUCUUUCUUUCAAAUUUAUAUGUUCACAAGAAUCCUCUGGCAAUUUGAACAUGCGUGCAUAUUUUGAUAAACAAAAGUUCACCUCUGAAUAGUAUGCAGAUUUAACAUAUAAAACACCGUGGACAUAAUACAAUGUUAAAAGUGGGUAGGGAUAAGAAUUUAGAUUUCUAAUAGCAAACCUUCAAAGGCUGCACAAUGUUAUCAGUAGAACUAACUGAUCCAGGUAGGAUUGUAAGCUUCAUAAUUUGAACCUGGUUCAUACCGCAACUGAAAACUGCUGGAAUUGAAACCAGUGCUUCAAAUGUUCUGGUGAAAGGGUUAUCCUGGAAAAGUAAUGUCGUUUGCUCAAGAUUCCUUAAAAAAGCAGGAAUGUUUAAACUGGAGGCAAUUCUUUGCUAUAAAGCACUGUAACAAAAUUUUUGUAAUGAACGGCUGUUUUAAAGGUUUUGCAUUGAUGUAACUUUACCUUAAUAUCCUUCAAAGGAGAUUGUUUAUUUUAAAUCAUGUACACUAAAACCGACAAACUGGACUGGUUUUUUUCCCCAAAAAAUUUAACUGGAAAAUAUCUUGCCCUGCAAAUUGUCAAUGAACUUUUAAAUGUGAAGUUUGAAUAGAUGAUAUUUUCUUGAAUACAAGAGCUGCAUGUUUUUUAACGAUUUUAAUGUAAGGAUUAGCAUAUCGUUAACUAAGGAGGUUGUAUUCCGUCUUUACGUAUUGCAGAGUUAUCUUCUAUUGUGAGCAGGUAUUGGUUGUUACGUCAUUGGUUUGUG